Messenger RNA from Rhododendron vialii, 1523 nucleotides. RefSeq names its product alcohol dehydrogenase-like 2. The coding region runs from base 105 to 1271 and encodes 388 amino acids. Gene Ontology annotation, molecular function: zinc ion binding; S-(hydroxymethyl)glutathione dehydrogenase [NAD(P)+] activity. Lineage: Eukaryota; Viridiplantae; Streptophyta; Magnoliopsida; Ericales; Ericaceae. The record is from RefSeq and is a predicted model, not a curated record. Gene Ontology annotation, cellular component: cytosol. Gene Ontology annotation, biological process: formaldehyde catabolic process. The transcript has 11 exons.
AGUCCACCUUAUACAAUAAAUUUAGGGGAAUGCGCCUAAUAAGUGAACAGAGAAGUCCAUAAGAGAAGCAUUCAAGCAAAGAACCAGAGCAAGAAAAAGGAGAAAUGGAGGAGAACAAAUGCCCAUCAAAGACAGAAGGAAAACCCAUAAGAUGCAAAGCUGCAGUGUGUAGAAAAGCAGGGGAAGCACUGGUUAUAGAAGAGAUAGAGGUAGCCCCUCCGAAAUCUUGGGAGGUUCGGAUCAAAGUAAUCUGCACUUCCCUUUGUCACACUGAUGUUACCUUCUGGAAAUUAAAUUGGGGACCAGCUUCAGCUUUUCCAAGGAUUUUUGGGCAUGAAGCAGUUGGUGUCGUAGAGAGCGUAGGAGAAAACGUGGAGGAAGUAAAACAAGGAGACAGAGUGUUGCCUGUAUUUUUCCCGGAGUGCGGAGAGUGCAGGGACUGCAAGUCUACAAAGAGCAAUUGUUGCACAACGUUUCCAUUCACUCAUUACAAUGGGAUGCCGAGGGACGGAAGCAGCAGAUUCAAGGACUCGAACGGCCAGGAUUUGAAUCACUUCUUGUUCGUUUCUAGCUUCGCCGAGUACACUGUCGUGGACAUUGCCAAUGUCGUGAAGAUAAGCUCUGAUAUCCCUGUUGACAAGGCUUGUUUGCUCGGUUGUGGAGUUACUACUGGAGUGGGGGCAGCAUGGAAGGUUGCAGAGGUGGAACAAGGCUCCACGGUGGCAAUCUUUGGCCUUGGGGCUGUGGGCCUUGCGGUUGCAGAAGGAGCAAGGCUGCGCGGAGCUUCAAAAAUCAUAGGAGUUGAUCUGAAUCCUGACAAAUAUGACAUUGGGAAGCAAUUUGGGGUUACUGACUUCAUCAAUCCUGCAAAUUGCUCACAUAAAUCAGUCACCGAGGUGAUAAGAGAAAUGACAGACGGUGGUGCUGACUAUUGCUUCGAGUGCAUUGGAUUGGCGUCCUUGAUGCAAGAUGCUAUCAAUAGCUCUCGACCGGGGUGGGGCAAAACGGUGAUACUGGGGGUGGAGAUGCACGGUUCGCCAUUAAGCGUCAGCUCUAUUGAGAUUCUCAGGGGAAAAACUGUUACAGGAUCCUACUUCGGAGGAGUCAAAGCCAAAUCAGACAUUCCAUUCUUUGUCAAAAAGUAUCUACAUAACGAGCUUAAUUUGGAGGGAUUCGUGACACAUGAAAUCAGCUUCCAAGAUAUUAACAAAGCUUUUGACUUACUCCUCCAGGGAAAGAGUAUCCGAUGCAUCAUAUGGAUGGAUAAAUAGAAGGAUUGUUGCUUGUAACUUCUAUUUGUACAUCUGUUUUUGUGUCAACUACGCCGUUGUGUUGCCAACUAAAUUCAAGUGCAUAUCCCUGCAAAAAAAAAAUUUGAUCAGAGCACAUCCCAGCAAAUUAUUAUAUACUGUUUUUUUUUUCCUGCCCAUUUGAGUCAGUGGAAUGCAAAGCCUCUCUGAAAUAUCAAAUUUACAGCUGGUUUGUAAAUUAUUUUCCUCCUAAGACAAGGCAUCUGUUUUUCU